Messenger RNA from Cannabis sativa, 2363 nucleotides. Its product is annotated as preprotein translocase subunit SCY2, chloroplastic. The record is from RefSeq and is a predicted model, not a curated record. Bases 90 to 1817 code for a protein of 575 amino acids. The transcript has 13 exons. Gene Ontology annotation, biological process: protein localization to chloroplast; chloroplast organization; SRP-dependent cotranslational protein targeting to membrane, translocation. Gene Ontology annotation, cellular component: membrane; plastid envelope. Gene Ontology annotation, molecular function: signal sequence receptor activity; transmembrane protein transporter activity. Lineage: Eukaryota; Viridiplantae; Streptophyta; Magnoliopsida; Rosales; Cannabaceae.
AGCCCUCUAUUUUCUCUUUCUUUUUCCUCAUUUUAUAUUGAUGCUCCAGUAGCAGUGUACUGCUGUUCUCUGUUCCUCGCAAUCCCGCCAUGGAAGCCACACUUUUCAGCUCGACUUCCUUUCUUCCCCAUCCCGUUCUCAGAAAGCCUGCCAAGAUGAGAGGUUCUGAUCUUCAAUGCUGGUGUCCAUGUUUUUCUCUAUCUUAUUCUGCCAUUAGAACAAACCCUAUUGAAUUGAGCAGAAGACAAUUCAUGUUUCUAGACAAACCUUUUAUUUCAAAAUUGAAUAAAAGAUUCUCUAGCAAGUGCUCCAAUCAAUUCCGCAGGGACUGUAUGAAUGUUGAUGGCACAUCUGCACAGUCUCUAAAUGUUGAGGCUAUUUCACCAAUGCCAAAUGGUGAGGCAAAUGUUCAGAGUUCACAUCAAAUAAGCGACUAUGAGAAGCUGCAGUCCAGACCUAACAUGUUUAGAAAUCGGUUUCUGAAUUUUGUGCGUUUUAGUUCUGUCCUCAAUAAUGCUGCUGAAUCAUUCUUCAAGAGUGAGAUACGGCGGAGAUUGUUUGUGACAGCAUUACUAAUUAUUAUUAGUCGUGUUGGUUAUUUCAUUCCUCUACCUGGGUUUGAUAGAAGGUUGAUACCUCAAGAUUACCUCAGCUUUGCCUCUGGAACUGCAGAUGAACUUGGUGAUUUUACUGGAGAGCUUAAAUUGUCCCUUUUCCAGCUUGGUGUUGGUCCUCAAAUCAUAGCAUCAAUCAUCAUGCAGGUGCUUUGUCACGUUGUUCCUUCGUUGGUAAAGCUACGCAAGGAAGGCUUAGAUGCUCAGGAGAAGAUUAAGAGUUAUAUAUGGUGGAUGUCACUUGGAUUUGCAAUAGUGGAGGCUUUGAUAGUUUCUUGUUAUUCACUUCCAUAUUCAAUCUAUGUAGCCAGCCACAGAGUCAAACAUGUGGUCAUAACUUCGCUUUUCUUGGUUUGUGGUGCGAUGACAAUAACAUGGAUUUGUGAUACCAUCUCAGAAUCUGGAUUUGGUCAAGGAUCAAGUCUAAUUAUAUGUGUUGGAAUACUUACGGGCUACACAGAAAUGCUGCACAAUAUGUUGUCUCGGCACUCAGGAAGUAUAAUGAGUUGGGGCCCAUAUGUACUAGGUUUGUUGGGCGUUUUUACUCUGGUCACUAUGUGGGCAGUUGUUGUAACUGAAGGCUGCAGGAAAGUAAAGCUGCAAUACUAUGGUUUUAAACUCGCAUCGGCUGCUAGAGAUGACUCUCCAGUCACUGAAGUGGAGCCUUAUAUUCCUUUUAAUAUCAAUCCAGCAGGAAUGCAGCCUGUUCUUACCACUAAUUAUCUGUUGGCCGUUCCCAGCAUUCUUGCAAGUCUUCUUAGUUCACCUUUUUGGGAGCAUGCUAGGGAGAUAUUGAAUCCGGAAUCUUCUAUUGGCGCUAAGCCUUGGGUGUACUACUCAAUAUAUGCGUUCUUCGUCUUUCUAUUCAAUAUAUUUGACAUUGCAAACUUACCUAAGGAAAUUUCUGAUUACUUGAACAAGAUGGGUGCCCGGAUACCAAAUGUAAAGCCUGGGAAUGCUACCAUUGAAUACCUCACAAAGAUUCAGGCAUCAACACGGUUCUGGGGGGGUGUGCUGUUAAGUUUUUUGGCAACAUCAUCAACCAUACUUGAUCAUUAUCUCCGUCGCAUCAAUGCAGGAUUUGCAAUUGGGUUUACAUCCAUCUUAAUCAUUGUUGGUUCUAUUAUUGAACUGAGAAGAUCAUAUCAAGCAUACAAUGUGAUGCCAAGUUUAAGCAAAGCUUUAAGGCGGUAUGGCGUAUAAUUUCCAAAGAUCCAGUGAAGGUUAUGCAUUUGUUAUCAUUUCACAAUGUGUAGCUGAGAAACCAGUCUAUUGGCAGUACUGAGAUAUACAAUCCUCCAAUUGAUUUCUUGAGGAGCAUCAAAUAUUUUUGGCUGAGUAGUGUCUUCUGAACAAGAUUCUCUGGAUAUUUUAAAGUUGGCUGGCGUUGCAGCAGAGGAGGUAGAAGCAAAAAAAAGAAAAGGGUUUGUAGAUACGAUGAUAGCUUUUAAAUCCAUGUACUUUAUAGAAGAUAGAAGAAAUUCAGUUUGAUUGUAGAUCAAUGUCUGCUGACGUAGAGUCGUAGAGCCGAAGCACAAUCGACACCAUUAGUACUGAAAGCACUGUAAUACAAAACAUUCACAAGCUUAAAACAUUCACAAGCUUGUUGACGAAGCAAAUUUUGUUACAUCAUCUGCCCUAUUCAUAUUGAUAUUCAGGGCAAAACUUAUAUAUAUAUAAUUAUAAUAGAUUAUAAAAUGAUACAAAUUGGUCACUCGUGUAGCAAUGAAAAUAUUAAUUUUAUGUGAU